This is a messenger RNA of Vicugna pacos (alpaca), 1552 nucleotides long. Lineage: Eukaryota; Metazoa; Chordata; Mammalia; Artiodactyla; Camelidae. The record is from RefSeq and is a predicted model, not a curated record.
AGUGCUGAGGGCGGAGGGAACCUGCACAGAAGCAUCUUUCCUGAUCCCAAACCUCCAGCCUUUGUUGCAGGCCCAGGCCGCCCGCUGCCCGACCACCCAGCCCACUCUGGCUGCAGCAGAAGCCUAGCAGGAACUUCCUGACUGGAGAGGGCCAAGCGGCUGGAAGUCUGUCCCAGAGAACUUCUAGGAGUCGCCUGGUGUUUGCCAUUGGGGGUGGGAUGGAAAAGGAGGGAUGCCGGUGUCGAAGUGCGUGGAAUCCACACUGAGCCCUGCCCUCAUGCCACGGCUUCUGGCCCUGCUGCCCAUCCUCUGGGGGUUACUGCUUGACACUGGGGUCUUCCCAGGUGCCCCCAUCCACACUUUGGUUGCCUCCCAUGCUGACAGGGUUUGUCAGCGUCUGUCCAGGCAGUUAAUAAAUAGAACGGAGGCUAAUUAAGACAACCCUAAUCCUCAGCAGGGCUCCUGCCAGCUCAUAUCCACCCUGUCUCCCCCUGCGUUUCCUCUGCCAGCUCCGCCUCCUCAGCUACAGGGACAUGAAACCCCAGGAGCAGCUGCAGCAGGAAAACAAUGUCUGGUCCAGCCCUUCCAGGCUAAGGCUUGAGGGCAGGGUUGGGCGGGGAACCUGGGGUGGGCCACAGAAGGUCCUUCAGAUACACAUCCAUGACCUCAGGAGUUGGUGCUGAUAACUGACCUUCCCCAUCCUGGACAGAUGAGGGGGCAAUUAGGUCUCAGGGCUGUCCUUUGCAGCUCUCAGGAAUUUCCAGGGAAAGGAUGGCUUUAGCCCUUACUAUUUCAGUGGGACUGCCUCCCUCCCAGGGCCUGAGACCUAGCCAGAAUCCAAUGGAGGACAAGAAGAAGAAAAGGAGUCCCAAGCCCUGCCUGAGCCAGCCAGCCCAGGCCCCCAGCACACUACGCAGGGUCCCAGUGCCCACCAGCCACAGCGGCUCUUUGGCCCUGGGACUCCCUCAUCUGCCAUCCCCAAAGCAGCGGGCCAAAUUCAAGAGGGCAGGAAAGGAGAAAUGCCGCCCAGUGCUGGCCGGAGGUGGGGGCGGCCCUGCAGGCACCCCCCUGCAGCACUCGUUCCUGACUGAGGUGACGGAUGUCUAUGAGAUGGAGGGGGGGCUGCUGAACUUGCUCAAUGAUUUCCACUCAGGCCGACUGCAGGCCUUUGGGAAGGAAUGCUCCUUUGAGCAGUUGGAGCACGUGCGGGAGAUGCAGGAGAAGCUGGCCCGGCUGCACUUCAGCUUGGACGUGUGUGGAGAAGAGGAGGAGGAGGAGGAAGAGGAUGGGGUCACCGAGGGGCUGCCUGAGGAGCAGAAGAAGACGAUGGCUGACCGCAACUUGGACCAGCUACUUAGCAACCUGGAAGAUCUUAGUAAUUCUAUACAGAAGCUGCACCUGGCCGAGAACGCCGAGCCUGAGGAGCCGUCAGCUGUGUAGGCUCAUUCCCUUCAAACUGUGACUUUUUACGGACUCGACUGUGUGUUCCGCGGCCCCCCAGGUGCUAUGGGGGAGGGGGGUCAUGGAUGGAAUUAAACCAGAAAGAAAGAAA